GAAUUUUUUAAGUCUAAUUAAUCCAUAAUUGAAUACUAAUUGUCAAAUAAAACGAAAAUGUUACAGCACACCCCCUAAAGACCACAAGCAAAUCAAGCCCUUAAGACUAGCUACCUGAAUUGAGAGGUGAGGAUUGUUCCGCCAUCAUCAAUUUCCAAUGUACUACCUAACAUCUUGAUAUUUCCCUCCUAAAUUUCUUCCCAGUGCACUAAACAGAGUCUUCUUUCUUCCUUGGUAGUGGACUGGUGGAAGCGCGGGAGGAUGAAACGUCCAAGAUCGGAUCCACGCGUGCCACCAAAGUGUGGACUCUUUUUUUUAUUCUUUGCGACGACCAAACUGUGGACUCGUUCAACCCUGAUAAUUGAACAUCCGUCCUUUUAAGACCUACCAGCAGGCAGCGGCAUUUUCAUUAGCACAUUGAGCGCCCUCUCUCCUCGGCUGAGGUCUGAGGACUUGGGAGUUCCCCAAAAUCACAACUAGCUCUAGCUCGAAGCCAUGUUUUGUCGUCACCAAAACUACCUUAUCAUCCUUGCUAUUAUCUUGACUUCCAUAUGUCGUGUAGCGUGCCUGUGCCACCAAGAUCAAAGCGCCGCGCUGCUGCGCCUCAAAAGCGGCUUCCGCUUGAACUUGAAUCCAGCAUUCUCAAAUCUUUCGUCCUGGGAAGCAAGCACUGGCUGCUGUACAUGGGAACGAAUCAGAUGCGAAGAUGAGACGGGCCGAGUCACUGCUCUCGACCUCUCUAAUCUCUACAUGUCGGGUAAUAUCAGUUCUGAUAUCUUUAUUAAUCUUACCUCGCUUCAUUUCCUUAGCCUUGCCAACAACAACUUCCAUGGAAGUCCAUGGCCAAGCCCAGGACUUGACAACCUCAAAGACCUCAAGUACCUUAACCUCUCUUAUUCUGGGCUGUCCGGCUACUUACCUGUUAUGAACGGCCAAUUUGCCAAAUUGGUCACUUUAGACCUGUCUGGCCUUGAUUUACAAAGCUUGACCCUUGAUACUUUGAUUGACAGCCUUGGCAGUCUCCAAAAGCUAUACCUUGAUCGUGUCAACAUUUCGGUAGGUUCAACCAAUUUGGCUCAUGCUUCCUCUGCCAAUAAAACGUCAGGCCUCCAAGAGCUAAGCAUGCAACGGUGCAUAGUUACUGGUCGAGUUGAUACUGUGCUUGAAUUUCUUUCUGAGCUCUCAUCCUUGGUAGUUCUUCGGCUUCAACUUAGUACACUGACUGGAACCUUCCCCUCAAAGAUACUUCGUAUCAAAAGUUUGACAGUUCUAGAUCUAUCAUGGAAUGAGAAUCUAUAUGGAGAGCUGCCAGAGUUCAUACAGGGCAGCGCUUUGCAGUUUUUAAAUCUCGCUUACACCAAAUUUUCUGGAAAAAUUCCAGAAUCUAUCGGGAACCUCGCAAAUCUAACUGUAUUGGACUUGUCUUAUUGUCAAUUCCAUGGGCCCAUCCCGUCCUUCGCUCAAUGGUUAAAGAUUGAGGAGAUCAAUUUGUCAAGUAACAAAUUAACAGGUCAAUUACACCCAGACAACCUUGCUUUACGCAACCUGACCACACUUUAUCUUAUGAAUAAUUCUAUAUCCGGUGAGAUACCUGCAUCUUUGUUUUCUCAGCCUUCUUUGAAGUAUUUAGAUCUCUCACAAAAUAAUUUCACCGGAAAGUUUCGGCUGUAUCCUCAUAUAUCUUCUAGUUUGACACAGAUUAUUAUUAGCAACAAUAUACUGCAAGGACCAAUCCCAAACUCAUUGUCGAAGCUUCUAGGACUAGAAACAUUGGACAUUUCAUCAAACAAUCUCACUGGUACUGUAGAUCUAAGUUUCAUUAAGAAUUAUGAGAAGAUUGGAUAUCUGUCACUAUCCAAUAACAGGUUGUCUAUUGUGGAGAAAGAUGACAGUCACUCAUUCGCAGAAUAUCCAACAAGUAUUUGGUCUUUGGAGUUGGCAUCAUGUAAUCUGUCAUAUGUACCUAAAUUCCUGAUGCACCAGAGAAAUGUUUACUAUUUAGACCUUUCAAACAACAAUAUUGGUGGACACAUACCGGAUUGGAUAUGGGGAAUUGGACCAUCUUAUGGCUUGAGCAUUGAUCUCUCUCAUAACUUAAUUACCAGCAUUGAUACAAAUUUAUCGAAUAGAUCAAUCCGUAAUCUGGAUCUCCAUUCCAACAAGAUUGGGGGAGAUCUCCCACUACCCCCACCAGGAAUUGACCAAUUGGACUACUCCAACAACCAUUUUAAUUCUUCUAUCAUGCCCAAGUUUUGGUCAAGUGUUAAGUCUGCUGAAUUCCUGUCAUUAGCAAACAAUAGCCUUACUGGAGAACUAUCACAUUUGAUCUGUAAUGUAACAUACAUCCAAGUUCUAGACCUUUCUUUUAACAGCUUCAGUGGGUUAAUACCACCUUGUUUGCUGAAACAUAACAAGUAUCUUGAGAUACUGAACUUGAGAGGUAACAAUUUCCAUGGAUCCUUGCCUCAGGAUAUCAACAAGGGAUGUGCACUUCAAAAAUUAGAUAUCAACAGCAACAAAUUGGAGGGGAAAUUGCCAGUGUCUAUGAUCAACUGCCACAUGCUACAAGUUCUGGACCUUGGAGACAACAGGAUAGUCGAUGAGUUUCCAGAGUGGCUGGGAGUACUUCCUUUGUUGAAAGUGCUUGUUCUGAGCUCAAACCGGUUUCAUGGUCCCAUUGAUCACUAUGGGAUGAACAAACAGACAGGUCCCUCUUUCCCAGAGUUGCAGGUUCUGGAUCUUUCUUCAAAUUCUCUUAAUGGCAGAAUACCAACACGAUUCCUUAAGCAGUUCAAAGCUAUGAUGGUUUCUUCAGGAGCUCCCAGCAUGUACGUUGGAAUUAUUGAAACUUCAGCAUCACCUCCAAUUACAAGUCCCAUGCCAUACUAUUACUACGAUAACUCAGUCACAGUCACACUCAAGGGGCAAGAAACAACUCUGGUACAGAUACUUUCAGUCUUCAUGUCCCUCGAUCUCUCCAACAACAACUUCCAGGGUAUCAUCCCCAACGAGAUCGGCGACCUGAAGUUUCUCAAGGGGCUCAACCUCUCCAGGAACUCCUUCACCGGCGGGAUCCCUCCCCAGAUCGCUAACAUGCGGCAGCUGGAGUCACUUGAUCUCUCCAGCAACCAGCUCUCCGGGGAGAUCCCUCCAGCAAUGGCACUGAUGUCAUUCCUCGAGGUGCUCAACCUUUCCUACAAUCAUCUGUCCGGGAUGAUACCACAGUCCAGCCAGUUCUUGACGUUCCCAGAGACGUCAUUUCUGGGAAACGACGGGCUGUGCGGGAAGCCGCUGCCACGCCUGUGUGACACGAACCACACACCAUCUGCUGCUGCUACACCGGGCUCUUCUAACAAGCUGAACUGGGAAUUUUUGUCGAUUGAGGCAGGGGUUGUUUCUGGCUUGGUCAUCGUGUUUGCGACCACGCUGCUGUGGGGCAACGGGAGGAGGUGGCUAUACUGGCAGGUGGACAAAUUUCUGCUAGAUGUUCUGCAGCCAUGGAUCCGCAGCCGUCGCCACUGAAAUGAAUUUUUAGUGUUUGCAUACUUCAAUGAUAUGUGCAAGAAAAUGAGCAGGCAUCACGCCAUGUUCCUGUUCAACAGCAUUAUUAUGUAUAUUUCAAGCUUGGGAAAUAAAUUUACAUGGUGCUUUCGCAUAGUUAGAUGCUAUAUUUUUGCAAGAGAAAAACUUAGUUGAGGAUCUCAUCUGGAAUUUCAUACCUACUACUAUACUGUGUACAGCUUAUUCGAUAUGAUUAAGAUAUGAAACUCUGCUUUGCCAGGAAAAAGAAUGACGACAGAAAAAAAAAGUACUGAAAAGUUAACAAAACUUUUACUUUUCUUAUAUAUAUACUAAAGAACAUGGUUAAUACCAGUUAAAUGUAAGGUUAACCAAAGCUACAUGGACAAGUCUAUGACAAUUGACAAAGUAUGAACUAACAGCGAUAAUACCUCUGCAUGUCUAAAUUGUAUCGGAACAUAUGCAUUCAGUCUCCUGUUUCCAGGUUAGU
This is a messenger RNA of Sorghum bicolor (sorghum), 4009 nucleotides long. RefSeq names its product receptor like protein 30. Gene Ontology annotation, molecular function: protein binding. The record is from RefSeq and is a predicted model, not a curated record. The transcript has a single exon. The coding region runs from base 496 to 3522 and encodes 1008 amino acids. Lineage: Eukaryota; Viridiplantae; Streptophyta; Magnoliopsida; Poales; Poaceae.